AUGGAGAUGAAUUACAUAAUGCCGCUCGCCCUUGUUCUCUGGCUUCUCUUUCUGGCUGCUACAACCACCACUUUGGCAGGGAAGGAAUCGUACGUAGUGUACCUGGGGGCACAUUCUCACCCAACAACCGCAGCCGCAGAUAUUCAACAGAUUGUCACCAAUUCCCAUCAUCAACUUCUUGGAUCCAUCUUAGGAGGAGUAGAGAAAGCGAGAGAUUCAAUAAUUUAUUCUUACACGAACCAUAUCAACGGAUUUGCUGUAACUCUAGACGAAGAGGAAGCCACACAAUUAUCGAAGCACCCUGAUGUUGUGUCUGUGUUCCCCAACAAGCGUCGCUAUCUCCACACAACCCAUUCAUGGGAGUUUUUGGGUCUGGAGCAUGAAAACAAGGUUCUCCCAAAUUCAUUGUGGGAGAAAGGGAACUACGGUGAAGAUGUGAUUGUUGGACACCUCGACACAGGAGUUUGGCCCGAAUCAAAGAGCUUUAGUGAUGAAGGAUUAGGGCCUGCGCCUACCAGGUGGAAAGGAGCCUGCCAGAAUGGAUCUGAUGCCCAUGGUUUUACGUGUAACAGAAAGCUGAUCGGCGCACGCUACUUUGAGAAGGGCUUCAUCAAUGGCGGACUGGGUAUGGACCCAAACGAGUACAAUUCUCCUCGAGACUCGAGUGGUCACGGCACUCACACCGCAGCUACAGCUGCUGGCAGCUUCGUCCCCAACGCGAGCAUCUUCGGUUCGUCUAACGGAACGGCUAAGGGUGGCUCGCCCAGGGCUCGACUGGCGAUCUACAAGGUCUGCUGGUGCUCAGCGGACGGCGAACUGUAUUGCUUUGACGCUGAUGUAUUGGCUGCUUUUGAUGCUGCGAUCAGUGACGGAGUCGACGUCAUCACCAUUUCGCUCGGCGCUGCCGCUGUGCCGCCCAGUGGCUAUUUCAGCGAAGCCAUUGCGAUCGGCUCGUUCCAUGCCAUCAGCAGAGGGAUCACAGUGGUCGCCUCUGCUGGCAACGAUGGCCCGACGCUCGGCUCAGUGGUUAAUGUGGCUCCAUGGUUGUUCAGCGUUGCUGCUAGCACGUUGGAUAGGGAUUUCGUUUCCCUUCUUUCUCUGGGCAACAACAGGACUUUUCAGGGUCGAGGCCUUUCUUCAGGCUCUGUAGCAAAUAAGUUAUAUCCAUUGGCAACAGGAUCAGAUGUCAAGGCUGCUGAAGCAGACAGUAAGGCGGCAGAUUAUUGUCAACAUGGUAGUCUUGAUCCCAAAAAAGUCAAAGGAAAGAUCAUAGCUUGCCUCAGCGGCUUAGGUGAUGAAGGAGUCAGGCAGGGUGAGGUGGUGAAGGAAGCCGGAGGCAUUGGGAUGAUUGUGUGUAAUGACGAGAGCGCGGGCAAUCAACUCGGUAUUCCUGAACCUCACGUCCUCCCAGCUACUCAUCUUACUGCCAAUCACUCGAAGGAUGUCCUCGCCUACAUCAAUUCUACAAAGUCUCCUGUCGCAUUUGUAGGACAUCCAAUUACAAAGCUGCAUACAACACCUUCUCCAGUAAUAGCUUAUUCCUCAUCGAGAGGGCCCAACCCUGUCAACCCAGAGAUCCUCAAGCCUGACAUUACAGCGCCUGGAGUGCAAAUCCUUGCAUCCUAUAUUCCGGUGAAACCGCCAACAGAUUAUGAAUUUGACAAGCGCCAUGUUAAUUUCAAUCUACUAUCAGGUACAUCCAUGGCAUGUCCACAUGUUUCUGGCAUUGUUGGCCUCCUCAAGAAUGCUCACCCUGACUGGAGCCCUGCUGCAAUUAGGUCAGCAAUCAUGACCACAGCAACUCAGCUGAACAACCUAAAGAAGCCGAUCAUCAAUGGAGUUAAAUUAGUGGCGACACCAUUUGACUAUGGAUCUGGACAUCUUUGUCCAAGCCGGGCUUUGGAUCCUGGCCUGGUUUAUGACAUUAGUGUUGCCGAUUACUUCAGCUUCCUGUGUGCUAUUGGUUAUAACAACACCAACAUCGCAACUGUUACCGGAAAAUCCUACUCAUGUCCUCCACGUAUUCCGAAGGUUACAGACUUGAAUUAUCCUUCAAUCACCAUCUCUAACGUGGAGGGAACAAGGACAAUAUCUAGAACCUUGAAGAACGUCGGAAAGGCCGGAACAUACACAGCCCACAUCCAGUCGCCACCGGAAAUUAAGGUUUCAGUGACACCACGAAGCUUGAAGUUUGAGAGGGUUGGUGAAGAGAAGAAAUUCACAGUGACUGUUAAAGCUAGAAAACGGUCUGAUAAGGGAUUUGUAUUUGGGGCGUUGGUGUGGUCGGACGGUGUCCACCAUGUUCGGAGCCCGAUUUCGGUUGGAAUCGGUCCAAGCUGAUCGGAAUUUAUGGACAUAAAAGCUUGUUCCAGGCAAUAGACUCCUCCACCAUCUCCAUUGUUAGUCUUUUCUUUUGGAUCGUUGAGAUUCACAGUACAGUGUUCAUGCCCUCAACACAAUUGAGUCGCUACAUGUAAACUUUAAAGAUG
Molecule: messenger RNA, 2489 nt
Organism: Nymphaea colorata (pocket water lily)
Lineage: Eukaryota; Viridiplantae; Streptophyta; Magnoliopsida; Nymphaeales; Nymphaeaceae
Product: subtilisin-like protease SBT5.3
Exons: 11
Coding region: 1-2340 (779 amino acids)
Biological process (GO): proteolysis
Molecular function (GO): serine-type endopeptidase activity
Source: RefSeq, a predicted model, not a curated record